This is a messenger RNA of Entrophospora candida, 1338 nucleotides long. The record is from the annotation of a GenBank genome assembly. Lineage: Eukaryota; Fungi; Glomeromycota; Glomeromycetes; Entrophosporales; Entrophosporaceae.
AUGGAUAUAAAUGAAAAUUUAGAAGCACAACUGAAAAAGGAAGAAGCAAUAGGAAAUUUAAUAAAAUUGGACUUUCCAUUGUAUGUCAAUUCUAUUAAACUUGAUGGAGUAAAAAAAACACGUAGAAAUUUCUUGGAACAAAUCUUUAAUCCUAUACUUAAAGCUAGAACACUUGGUUCAAUUAUUGAUGAAAUUCAAAUAUCCAUUGAUAAAUUGUACCGUCUUGACAUUUUCGAGAAUUUUGAUAUAUUACUUGACACUAGUAACAACCAAUUGACUCAGAUAGAUGUAAUUGAUGUUUUAUUGUCGGUGGAGGAAAAGAAGAGGUUUUUUAUGAAAACUGGCACAGAGAUUGGAAACGAUUCUGGAAGUGCGAAUUUGUCAUUGAAUGUACGUAAUCUUUUCGGUGGUGCAGAAACAUUGGAAGCCUAUAUGGCAACUAGCACUCAAACUUCGCGCAUAUUCCAGUUUUGUUUAGCAACACCAAUUAAUGGAAAUCCAGAUUCCAAAAUUGACAUUUCAGCUUUUAGAAUGACAAAAAGUAAUCAGUUGUACAGUUCUCAUGAUGAAAUCUUAAAAGGUUCUGCAUUAAGAUGGAGAGGAAUAUCAAAAUUAGGAUUUCACGAAUUGAAUUAUGGUCUUAUUUGGAGGCAAAUUUGCAAUAUUAAUAAUGAUGCGACUCUAAGUAUACGUGAAUCUGCAGGUCAUUCAUUAAAAUCAUCCAUAAGUCAUACUUUUAUUUAUGAUAAGCGCGAUGAUAUAAUAUUACCAUCCAGUGGUUAUUACUUCAAAUUAUUUCAGGAAGUUGCUGGAUUUGGAGGAGAUGUAAACUUUAUUAAAAAUGAAAUAGAAAAUCAAAUCAAUUAUCCACUCGGUGAAGGCUUUAUUUUUAGUGCCUCAUUAAGAAAUGGAAUUUUGUAUCCAUUAAAAGACAAAUCAAAUAUUAGUGAUAGAUUUUUCCUUGGGGGUGCUCAAUCUGUAAGAGGAUUUAAAUUAAAUGGCCUUGGUCCAAGGGAAGAUAAAAAGGAUUCUUUAGGUGGUGAUAUUUAUUUAGCAGGUGGGAUUAGUUUAUUCACACCAUUACCAAAAUUAAAGAAAUAUCCUGUUAAAGGUCAUUUAUUUAUAAAUGGAGGUAGUUUAAUAGAAUUUGAUUCUCGUAGAAAUUUCCUUAAUAAUUUCAAAAAUCUGACAAAAACACCUAGUAUAUCUGCCGGCAUAGGUAUUGCAUACAAAAGUAGCAUUUUAAGAUUUGAAAUAAAUUUUUGUUUGCCAUUAAUUGCAACAGCCUCUGAUAAAUUAAAAAGAUUCCAGCUAGGUUUAGGAAUAAAUUUCUGGUGA